Aspergillus pseudonomiae is the source of this 1661-nucleotide messenger RNA. RefSeq lists its product as uncharacterized. Bases 77 to 1021 code for a protein of 314 amino acids. The record is from RefSeq and is a predicted model, not a curated record. The transcript has a single exon. Lineage: Eukaryota; Fungi; Ascomycota; Eurotiomycetes; Eurotiales; Aspergillaceae.
UCGGCAUCUUGAAAACAUACUUGACUGGUGGAAACAAACGAGCUGGCUUCGAGACAUCUACCUGAAUAAUUUCAAAAUGUACUUGUCCGUCCUAUCAUUUGUCGAUUCGGAUUCUUUGACGUCAAAGCAACAGCAACACUAUGCCCUGGCGCUGUAUUUUGAUUGGAAGUGUGCGAUCACUGGUAAAAUAUACCAGUCACACUCAGAUCAAACGUUUCAUGCUGUCUCUAAAGGGAAAUUCUAUCGAGCAGUCAUGGCCCGCUUUCUGGACACCAAAAUGCUUCAGUUUGCUACGUUGUGCCAAGACUUGGAAAGCUUUGAUUGGCUUACUACAACCACUUCGAAGAUGUGGUCUGAUAAUCCGAAUCGGACCCUAGAAGAGUCGUUCCAGAUCUUGGAGGCAUUUGAUUUUAUAUCCAACUUUAUGCUCCUACAUAUUCUUGAAGGGCCUGGAACAUUCGCAGAUUGGGUGAUUUCGUCGGACGAACACCAAGCUUUUACACAGGAUCCCAAUGAUUCAUUUCUCAACAACUGGAUAUCUUUGCUACGACGCCUUCAGCCGUACUUGUCACCGUUUGACAUUCUUGUCGCUUUCAGGAUGGAUGAAAUAGACCUCCAAACUCUGCAAUACUUCAAUUCACUGCUUUCACUUGAGGAAUAUGAUCUGAAGUCUCCAAUUUACGAGAUAGAGAAAGAAGUGUGCUGCAAACUAAGCGAAGAAUAUGAUGUGGCUGACCAUGUCUGGAAGAUGUACCGCAACCACGGCUGGAGGAAUGGAGCUAGGGGCACAUCAUUCAACGAGCAUCUCAGUGUCGGGGCAAUUGCAAGCGAGAUUAUAGGGUUCGAGUGCCACAGACGCAACUGGUGGGAAUUGAUGAAGCAAUCAUCCAAAGCUUCACCAUAUGGCGUUCGUUUCUCCCUCCCUUCUUGUUAUCUGUCCACGUUUAAUGAGAGGAUGGAUGAAGACGAAGAUAUCCACUUCAUAAUUACUAAAGAUGAUCUUUUGACGUUAAAUCAUUGAUGACGAGAAAAUUAUUAUGCAAAAACACAGAAAUUAUAUCUUCUGUCCAUGUUUUGUAUUCAAAAAGGUCGGAGAAUUUGGCAGCACUGAAGGCUUGGAGUGGGGCAAGUAAGAAAUCAUCGUAUGUUCGCGAGUGAUCGAUUUCGGAAAAGACCGUAUGAUGACGUGAAAAAGACUAUAGUAUAUUGGAAAGCCGGACAUAUGUACCAUGUGCUUGAUAUUACCGGUGUCCUUGCCGGCCCCAAUGAUUGUUCUCAGACCCAGGCACGCCCCGUGAUAACCAUGGUAGGCUGUAACUUAGUCAUGAGCCAAGUAUUGCUCACAAAUAUGCCAUGUAUAUCCGCCCAUUAUAGUCCACUUAAGGCUUUCAGAUGCCCUUAUAUCAAAAUCCCUUAGAGCAGUUAUAAAUUUGACACUGGCUCUUAGUAGCUUGACUUUUGUUGCCAAGUCAAAGGAAUCAAUAAAAAGUUAUCUCGAUAUACUUGACCUUAUCCGGCGUCGCAACUUUAUUAUAUAAAUUGAGGAUCAGUAUAUGCGUCGCGUAGUAAUUAUCCUCUAAUAAUUUAUUAGAAAUUUUUGGUAUCUCUCAAGAAAUCUAAGCUCUUAUGUGUCGAUAUUAAGUAAACAGGGGUAUAGAAAU